Messenger RNA from Bicyclus anynana (squinting bush brown), 4977 nucleotides. RefSeq names its product kinesin-like protein Klp68D. Gene Ontology annotation, molecular function: ATP binding; microtubule motor activity; microtubule binding. Bases 289 to 2400 code for a protein of 703 amino acids. The transcript is spliced from 11 exons. Gene Ontology annotation, biological process: microtubule-based movement. The record is from RefSeq and is a predicted model, not a curated record. NCBI's taxonomy places the organism in Eukaryota, Metazoa, Arthropoda, Insecta, Lepidoptera, Nymphalidae.
AAUUUGACAGUUGUUUAACAAUGCCCGCUUGUGGCGGUUGUAUGUAAAUUGCAUUGUAUCACAUUUUAUGAUUUUUAUUUAUUUUGUAACGACUAUAAAUAUUCAAUCGUGCGAAACUAUUUUUAUACGAUUUCUUUUUUAUUUUGCACUGGUGUGAUUUCUAGUGUAGUGAAAUAUAAGUUGAGAUCGGUUCGUUGAGGUGAUGUCGACGAUAGGUUUACCCCGAAUGGAUCGAUAUCGGUGACUCGGAGUUCGCUUUUUAUUUGCGUCACCGAAGGGUGGUCGAAGAUGGAGAAGUCGGCACGACCACGGACGGCUCUGAACGAGUGUGUCAAGGUGGUGGUGCGAUGCAGGCCGCUCUCGAGCAGGGAGAAAAACGAGGGCUUCGACGAGGGGAAGAAGCGAGAGAAGUCGCGGCCGGAGCAGAAGUGGUACGAGCGACUGUCGGCCAAGUCGUCGGACAGUAAGAGUGGGGACGCCCCCCUACAGGUGGUGAAGGUGUGGGCGGAGCGCGGCGCGGUGCAGGUGCACAACCCCAAGGGGCAGGACAAGCUGUUCACGUACGACGCCGCCUACGACUGCACGGCCGACACGCAGACCAUCUACGAUGAGAUGGUGCGGCCGCUGGUGGCGUCGGUGCUGGACGGCUUCAACGGCUGCGUGUUCGCGUACGGGCAGACGGGCACGGGCAAGACGCACACCAUGCAGGGCACGCCGGAGCACGAGGGCGUCGUGCCGCGCGCCUUCCGCCACAUCUGGGCGCACAUCGAGAACACGGCCUCGCCCGACGUCACGCACCUCGUGUCGUGCUCCUACGUGGAGCUGUACCUGGAGGAGGUGCGCGACCUGCUCUCCAAGGACUCCAAGAAGCUCACCAUCAGGGGGCAGGAGUUGAACGGCUUCUACAUCCCCGAGAUGACGUCGGUGGUGUGCAAGUCUGCGGCGGAGAUGGUGCGGGCCAUGCGCGCCGGCAACCGCAACCGCGCGGCCGGCCGCACCGACAUGAACGAGCACUCGUCGCGCAGCCACGCCGUGUUCCUCGUCACCGUGGAGACGGCGCACCGCGACACCAACCGCAUCCGCGUGGGCAAGCUGAACCUGGUGGACCUGGCGGGCAGCGAGCGGCAGCGCAAGACGGGCGCAGGCGGCGAGCGCCUGCGCGAGGCGGCGCGCAUCAACCAGGCGCUCUCCUCGCUCGGCAACGUCAUCUCCGCGCUCGCCGAGAACAGCCCGCACGUGCCCUACAGAGACUCGAAGCUGACGCGCAUCCUGCAGGACUCGCUGGGCGGCAACAGCAAGACCAUCAUGAUCGCCAACAUCGGGCCCGCCUGCUACAACUACGACGAGACCAUCACCACGCUGCGGUACGCGCACCGCGCCAAGGCGAUCAAGAACAAGCCGGUGCGCAACGAGGAUCCCAAGGACGCCAAGCUGCGCGAGUACCAGGCGGAGAUCGAGCGCCUGCGCACGCUCAUCGAGGCGCGCCGCGCGCACGAGCGCCGCAAGCGAGCGCCGCGCGCGCGCCCGCAGCCGCACGAGCCCGAGGAAGAAACCGAGAGCUUAGAAAGCGAACACAUACUCGCCGAAUCCACGAUAGAACAAGAGAAAACCAAGACUGAAGUACUGGAGCAUCAAAUCAAAUCUCUGGAGGAGAGGCUGGUGCAGGGCGGCGGGGGGAAAGACCUCAUCAACGACCUGAACGAGAGCCAGAUCAUCCUGGAGCAGAGGAACAUGGAGAUCGCGGAGAGGAAGAAGCGGGAGGUGGAGAUGCAGCAGAAGAUCGACCUGGAGGAGGAGACCACCACCAUCGUCACCAACACGUUCGCGACGCUGCAGCAGGAGGUGGACCACAAGACGGCCAGGCUCAAGAAGUGCCUGUCGAAGUACGCGUGCCUGCGCGAGGAGGCGGUGGAGCAGCGCGAGGCGCACGACGCGGAGCGGCGCGAGCACGAGGCGCUGCAGGCGGCGCUCAUCGGCGAGCUGCGGCGCCGCCUGCUGCUGGCCGACAGCUUCGUGCCCGAGGCGGGCCGCGCCACCGUGCUGCGCCUGCGCUACAACGACGACUGCGACGCGUGGGAGCUGCCCGAGCACGCCGCCGAGCCGCUGCGCGCGCGCCCGCUGGCGCACCCCGCCGCGCGCCGCCCCGCCGCCGCCUGCGCGCUGCCCGCCGCCGCCGCGCCGCGCCGCCGCGCGCACGCGCUGCUGGACCUGCGCCCGCUGCCGCUGCCGCCCACCGCGCGCCGCCACGUGCCGCCCGCGCCGCCGCCGCCCGCGCGCGCCAAGGCGGUGGAGCCGGCGCCAGUGGCGGUGAAGAAGGAGCUCCCCGCCGAGCGCCGCGUGAGCGCGCGCCCCCGCGCCCCCUCCGCGCACCACCGCCUCGGCACCGCCGGCGUGCGGUAGGCCUGCGCCCCCACUCACUCACUCACUGAGCCGUGCCAGGAGUCGCUCACGUGCAGUCAGUGGAGAGCUCACGCCGAGUGCACACCGAAGGGCGCAUUCGCUGACGCGUGAGAGCAGUCGAAACAAUUUAACCGCGAAAAUUGAGAAACACAUUGUAUCUGUUCGAUUGGAUCAUAUUAAAUUCGAACAAAUAACAAAUGAAAUACCAACUCAACGUUUUGCAUCUGCAAAAAUUAUAAUGAUACAAUAAUGUCGCCAUCAUUCCGAUCUUGCAGUUCAUAUAAGUAUGACCCUCGGCAUGACAUUGACAACAACAUAUUCCAAGUAUAACGUUAAAGUAAAAUCGACCGCGUGUCUUGAGUUUUAAAGUCGGUACUUUAUGUACUACUGUUUUUUCAUUUUACCAGCGCUCCCUAUGAGAGUGUGAACAAACCUAAAAGCUUGAAGGUUGAUUUUACUCUUAAUUUUAAUGAUUCGUUAAUUGGCUACAGACUACAGUAACAGUAUCCGGUCAAUUUCUAUAGCUUCUUCGGAACAUUCAAUCAAAAAGUUUUAAACAUUCUAUAAAUAAACUUAAUGUAGAUAAUUUUACUUGAGAGGCGUCUGUUUGCGUCCCAAAACGACUGUCAUGUGAGAAGGGGCGGCGCACACGGCGCGAGUCGUCGCUUCAGUACAUUUUGUAUGAACAAUCUAGAGUUACUAUGAAGUACCGUCCCCGUGUGCGCUUACCUCACUGCACCUUAAUAGUACCUAAUAAAUAUAACUAUACUAUAUAAUAACUAAUACAAUCGUUGUCCAUAGAAGAAAUAAUGUUAUAAAGUUGUGAAUUACCAGCGAAGUGACGCUUUGUUACUGCAUAGCCCAAUAUCAGUUAACAAGUCUUAGGGUCAUAGCACAUAUUGACUGGGAAAUGUUAGGGAGGGGUGAGAGGGGUGAAUCCGCUCGAAGAGACGAGCCAUAAGCUUAUCCCGAGGCGAGGCGAUUACGUUACGAUUGCCAUUAUAGCUUAUCAAGUUGAUGACACUCCCAUGAUAUGCGGGCGACGGGGAGAGGAUUGCGCUGGUGUGAAGUCGUGCGCGCGGGGCAUCGCUACCCCCUCCCGGCCCGCGCGGACCAUCGGGAGUGUUACGAACGAAUUUGCCAAGCUAUAGUGUGCGUUAAGUAAGGAGUUUCAAACAAAGAAUACUGGAUGGGUGGAUCUGAUCCCUUUCCGAACUUAUGUGUGCUGUGACUUUUAUUUUGCAGCGUACAUUAAAGCGUUGUCCAAAGCACGGAUGUAUGGACAGUUACCUUUACGUGCGCUGUAAAUGACCUGUCUGGUGUAUUGUCAGACAUGUCAAGUUACAAUUUCAUUUGGCAAGUUGCAUAUUAGCGACUAAAUGCAAGUUGUAGUGCUAAACUGUGUCUGAAGACCGACAGUCUUCGUGUUCAUUUACUACCGCCGAGAGUCGUCUGCAGUCGGCGACGCCGUCGCCUGCCGCCGAGACGUCGCCGACUGCAGUCGCCGGUAGCAGCUGCCGCUCGUGUAAAUGAACCUUUAGUUUUCGGCGCAUUGAAUGUGUAUUAUGAUAUUUUUAUACGCCUGGAGGUAUUCUAUAAGUGCGAUCGCUUGAUUCGCUUCCGCACGCUGCGCCGGCCCUUGAUGUUUGUGACGUCAGGUUGAUUGUAUCAAUAUGACGUCACAAUGUAAUGUUUUAUACAAAUUCGUGUUCAGGCAGACACGAAAUUCCCGGCUCAGCAUUGCUGCGCUGUAUAUAGACGAUGUUAUAUUUAUUGUACACGAAUGUGUAAAUAGUACCUCUAUAAUAAUAUGUUUCUCGGUCGAAAUAUCGUCGACAGCUACAUACGACUAAUGUUAUAGUAAUUAUGAAGAAUAAUGCGAAAACUUUUAUACUUAUAUAAAAAAGAAAUCUGGUAUUCCGCAUUUGUUUGGAGAAACCAUAAAGAAAGAUACGCAUAUUGUCGUGGUGCGACGUGCGCUGGCGACAGGCGCAUGAUCUCAGUAUUAAAAUUAAUUAAAUAAAUAAAAAAAAAUUAAUGCGCAGAUGUGAAAACGUAUGAACAGGUCGCGCGACGAUUUAUGAGCGCUCGCCCUAUGUGCGUAGAAAGUAAUUUUGCUUUGCUUAAUAACUUAGAUUCAAAUAUAUUUGUUACAAGUUUCAAAAGCUCUUAACUAAACUAAACUAGUUUGCAAGGGUUUUUGAUAAGUCUGCCUUUAAUGCCUCUAGUACAGAUUUGGAAGGCAGAUCCUACUGGAAAAAGUCGGCUAUAAAAUCAGUAAUUUGCUUUUCCGAAUCAUCACCAUCAAGACUUAGAUUAGUACUUCUUUUUCCUAUGUGAAGAUGGAAGCCACUCUAAUUCCCUCCAAGCAUCUUUUUAUUGAGAAAUUCAUCAAUCGUAUAGUAUGGAUGUGAUAAAUAUGGAUUAUUUUUAUACUUGUGCGUUCAUAAAUCGUCUCACGAACCUUUGUUACGAGUAUGUUACGCACGGUAAAGUUUAGUAGCAGUAUUCGUUUUUAAUUAUAAUUUUACAAUCGACAGUUACACAUGUACGAAUCGGUACUCAAAUGUGUGAAUC